Molecule: messenger RNA, 2083 nt
Organism: Sinocyclocheilus anshuiensis
Lineage: Eukaryota; Metazoa; Chordata; Actinopteri; Cypriniformes; Cyprinidae
Product: germ cell-specific gene 1-like protein
Exons: 8
Coding region: 731-1846 (371 amino acids)
Cellular component (GO): plasma membrane
Source: RefSeq, a predicted model, not a curated record
UUGACACUGUGUACAUCUAAAGAGAACCAUUUUAUUCAACAGCCUCACAUGGAGGAGAUGAAUGUAGGCGAAGGGAAAGAGAGAUUUAAAUGGAAGCAUCGAAAGAGGCAGAAUCGAAGGAACAGAUGGACUUGGGCGGAUUAAGUGAAAUCUGGGUGGGGUUGUCAUAAACAUUCACUCGAGGUUGAGAAUGAAUAAAAGAAAAUACACAGUGAGAGAGAGUGAGGUUAUAAAAGUGAAACAGAGGUGAAGUGUCUUUACGGCUGAAGGUGUCUGGGGGCUCUGGACGGACCAGGAGAGACAGAUGUACCUUUCUCCCAAAGAUUAACAGAGAUCAUGAAGGAUUACAAAGAAAUGGAUGUUGGUGAUUAAGACAUGGAAUAAGUACAAAACUCAGAAAAUUUUAAUCUCUCCAAGAAAGAGACCAGGUGAGAGAUGGGCAAAAUCAAAAAGAAGAACAAGGUUGUUCUUGAUGGACUGCAUGACUUAAGACCAAUUUCAUCUCUGUGCUGAACUAAAGAACAUACAUCUGAGAGACACCUCUGAAUAUUCAGCAUGAACAUUUGUGAUCGUCAGCCUCAUCUCCAUUGACUUUGAGGACGUAUUGGCCACAUUUGUUGGUCGUAGACCAAGGAAACAUGUUUAACACAUUCUGAGCCAUUUCUGCAUUUCACCAACUACAUUUUUAUAUGGAAACCUAAGUAUCAGGUCCUGUCUGUAUCAUUCCACCAUGUUGGAGCAUUUGUCCCGCAGGAAUCGGUCAUUGCUGUCUCUCUCGCUGACCUCUCUGGCCCUAGCGCUCUCCGUUUUGGCCUUCUGUACCUCAUACUGGUGUGAAGGCACACACAAAGUGGUCAAACCUCUCUGUCUGUCGCCUGUCAAAAUGAAGAACUGCGGACAGAACAACAGCCAGCCUUAUACAACUGAGGUUCCAACAGCAGACCCCAAGAAGCCAGACUCCAAUGUGACAAUGUCCCCCAAGCAGAAGGAGGAACAGGCCCGUAUGAGAGCCAAAAAUCUGGCAAAUGCAGUUCACUACAUCUGGGAGACGGGUGAAGAAAAAUACAUGCUGCGCUACUUUCACACUGGCUUCUGGUUGUCCUGUGAGAAACACAAUGAUGGUGCUGGUGAGAAAUGUCGGAGCUUCAUUGAACUGACCCCUGGAGAAACACAAGGAGUUCUGUGGCUCUCAGUGAUAUCAGAGUUUGCAUACAUCAGCCUCCUGGCGAUGGGUUUUCUUCUGAUGUGGGUGGAAUUGCUGCUCUUGUGUCUGAAUAAGGACAUGUAUGCGCUCAAGAUCAAUGCUUUUGCUGCCAUGUGCACCGUGCUGUCUGGUAUGAUGGGAAUGGUGGCACAUAUGAUGUAUACAACAGUAUUCCAGAUGACUGUCAGCAUUGGGCCCAAAGACUGGAGACCUCAGACGUGGGACUACGGCUGGUCAUUUGCCAUGGCGUGGAUCUCCUUCAGCUGUUGCAUGGCAGCAGCUGUAUUCACCCUGAACUCUUACACCAAAACUCUGAUUGAGAUGAAGCACCGUGCCCGGAUCCGUCUGGAGGAGGCCCGUGCUGCCAGCCACGCGCCGCCCUAUGAUGAGGUCAUCGCAACCGGCGGUGAGAGCCUCUACUCCGUCAGCCGACUGGUUCAGCAAUGCCAUAAGGGUGCGUUUAUCGACACCACAUGGAGCUGCAGAGAGGAAGUGUCUGGUGGGGCUAUGGUGGGGGCAAAAAGUCCUCAUGGACUGGUACUGGUGGGGGGGUGCGGGAGAGAGGGAUGCGAGGACUGUGAGAGAGAAAUAAAUGAGGUGGAAGAUGCAUUAGAGAGGGAAGGGAAUGAUGAAAUGUGUUGAGGAGAAUGCCUGCAGGAAGUCCUUCAUCAUCAGCAGCAUCAGCCGUAUCAGUGACCAUGUUUACAUGCAUAUAAUUUUCUCAUUUUGAUCCAUACUUUGGUUAGGCCUUCAAAAAAUACAUUUACAUGCUCCGCAGCUGUUGAAAUAUCCCUGUAUUCAUGUAAUCAGCAUACUAGACGUGAUCUUGGCAUUUAUUCUGAGUAAUUUUGGACUGUCAUUUUAUCAUUAAAUGUCAAU